GCUUUGGGUUAGGAGCAAAAUAAUCACAGACUGGCUGCACUGGUGGAGGAUGAAUUGAUCAAAACUGUGAAGCUGGGUUUCCAGUUGCUGGCAGGAUCCAGAAAAUGGGUUACUGGAAGAGGCUGGGUCUGAUUUCCCUACUACUGCUGUCCUUCUCAUGUUCUGCUGAGGCACGGAGAAAUCUGAAGACCAACUUGUGUAAAUGGUGUGACUCCACCUCCCCAGCGUGUGAGGAAAAGGUGUGCUACAGCAACUGUAAUUUGAACUCCUAUUGUGAGAGUCCAUAUGAAAUCUGUGUGGCCAUAUGGAAGCAAGACAAUGACAGCAUUAAGAUCAGCACUCUGUGCCACAACCCACAGCUCCCAGUAGAAAAUGUAAUGGUUCCAAAUUACAACACCUCACAGUGCAUCAUGACCCAUCAGUCUAGUGAGGAAGGAAUAUUUUACAUCUGUGGUUGUGUGGAUGAACAGGAAUGCAACGAUAAACUCAUAUUUGAAAACCACACCAAUGGAUACUCCAUGCUGCAGAGCAAAGAGGUCAUUCCUGUAGCAGCAAUAAGCCUACUCCCACCUCUGCUCGUGGCUGUCAUGAUAACGGUGAUAUUUUACCUCUGCCGCACCCAGAAGCAGAAAAAGAGAACCAAGGACUGGGGCCAGAAGCACACACAGCACCAGGCUUUGCCCGAGCCAGGAAAAGCUGAUGAGGAUGAGAAAUUAUCUGUGAUGACAGACGACAAUCACUCCAGCAUGAGCUUCACCUGCACCAACAGCAUCAACCAUAACACCGAGCUGCUGCCCAUUGAGCUGGAUGAGAUAGUGGGGAAAGGCCAGUUUGCCGAGGUCUGGAGGGCCAAGCUGAACCACACAAAUUCAGGGCAAUACGAGACAGUAGCUGUUAAGAUUUUCCCGUGCGAGGAAUAUUCCUCAUGGAAAAAUGAAAGCCAGAUCUUUAGGGAUACCAGCCUCAAGCAUGACAGCGUCCUUCAAUUCCUUACAGCAGAGAACAGGGGGUCUGGGCCCCGGAAGGAAUAUUGGCUCAUCACUGCCUACCAUAGAAGGGGCAACCUGAAGGACUACCUGUCCCGACACAUUCUGAGCUGGAUAGACUUACAAAAAAUGGCCGGCUCCCUGGUGAAUGGCGUGGCCCACCUCCACAGCGACUACACUGCCUGUGGCAGACCAAAGAUCCCAAUCGCUCAUCGGGAUAUAAAAAGCACCAACAUCCUGGUGAAGAACAAGUGGGAGUGCGUGAUUUGUGAUUUUGGCAUUGCUCUAAAGCUAGACCCUUCCUUAACAGCAGAUGACUUUGCUAACAGUGGGCAGGUUGGCACUGCCAGGUACAUGGCUCCUGAGGUUCUAGAAUCUAGAGUAAAUCUGGAAGACCUGGAGUCCUUCAAACAAAUGGACGUCUACUCCAUGGCCUUGGUUUUAUGGGAAUUGGCCUCCAGGUGUGAGGUUGUAGGAGAGGUAAAAAGUUACGAGCUACCUUUUGGGUCGAAAGUCCAGGAGCAACCCUGUGUGGAUACCAUGAGAGACAUUGUGCUGCACGGCAGAGGGCGCCCAGAGAUACCUUGCAACUGGCUAGUGCAUCAGGGAAUGCGCUUUCUGUGCGACACCAUCACAGAGUGUUGGGACCAUGACCCCGAGGCUCGCCUUACAGCCCAUUGUGUGGCAGAGCGGUUCAAUCUGAUGGCACAAAUGGACUGUGAUGACAUCCUCAACAACAAUACAGACAAUGAAGGCAGCAAAACAGCCCAUCGAACUGGGGAACAUCAAGCCAGUGACGGGAAUAGAAAUACCCAGUGACAGGAAGAAAUGAAAGCCUCGUAUUAAAAAGAAACAAGGAGAUUAAAGACAAAUACGUGGCUCUAAAAAAAAAAAAUUAAAAAACCCUCAAUUCAUUUUCCUAAAAUUAACUAAGAGCUAGUUUAUAACUUAUUUAUCAGACCUUCCAUCUGGUAAGUACAAAGCAAAGAGAGAGGGAUAGCUCA
This is a messenger RNA of Chelonoidis abingdonii (Abingdon island giant tortoise), 1990 nucleotides long. RefSeq names its product TGF-beta receptor type-2-like. NCBI's taxonomy places the organism in Eukaryota, Metazoa, Chordata, Testudines, Testudinidae. The record is from RefSeq and is a predicted model, not a curated record. Gene Ontology annotation, molecular function: transforming growth factor beta receptor activity, type II; metal ion binding; ATP binding. Gene Ontology annotation, cellular component: plasma membrane; signaling receptor complex. Gene Ontology annotation, biological process: cell surface receptor protein serine/threonine kinase signaling pathway; cellular response to growth factor stimulus; heart development.